AAAGCUUUUAUUUCAGUUAAUUGAUGAUUUCUUGCUUACCGUUUAUGUAAACAUGGCAUUUAAGAUUAAAAUCAGAAAAAUAAAAACCGUUUUAAAGCAUCAAUAUGAAGGUGAGUGGGAGGCUGUGAUUCUUAAACGGUAUUUUAAUGUUUGUGUCCCGCAGCGAGGACGGGUUGGUGAAGACAUGAGCCAGAACUGAUGGAGUCUCUGAACGCCGUGGAGCUCCGGGAGCUGCAGCGCCGCGGCGGCUCGGCCAGCGGGGGGCGCUGCGCCGCCGGAGGCUUCGAGAACGUCUCCUACCAGCAGGACGAGGAGUCGGACGAGCCGGGACCGGCUGCGACCCGCGUCUGUCCACCCAGAACCAGCACGCUGCAGGUUUCUCCAGAGUCGUGUGACGAUGAGGACGGCGGCGCCGCCAGAGGAGGAGGAGGUGAUGAAGGUGUGGGCCUGGCGGCGCCGGGCCCGGCUGAUGGCCGCUCUGCGGACCUGGGCUUCGUGGUGGCGCUGGUUCUGCUGGUGAGCGGCAUCGUGCUGGUGGCGGUGGCUUACACCGUCCCCCGGGACGCCGGCGUGGAUCCGGACUCGGUGUCGGCCCGGCAGAUGGAGAAGCUGGAACUGCACUACGCCCGGCUGGGCUCGCACCUGGACAGGUGCAUCAUCGCCGGGCUGGGCCUGCUGACGCUGGGAGGGAUGUUCCUGUCCGUCCUGCUCAUGGUCUCCAUCUGCCGGGGCGAGAUGUACCGCCGCCGCGCCGCCUUCGUUCGGCCCAAAAGGACCUACGGCUCCAUCAACCUGAGGAUGAAGCAGCUGGCGACAGGAGAGGCGGAUGGAGACGGGGUGGAGCGGGUUCUGGUGGAAAACACACAACCAGGGUCCAGCCAGGACCAGAACUCAGAACCAGAACCGAGCAGAACGCCAGCUGCUGCUUCAGCUGCAUGUGGAGUUUAGUCAGAAUUGAUCCGGUUGGAUUCGGUUUGGUCCAGUUGGAUCCCAGCCGACAGAAGCCAAGCAAUCAGACGGCUUUGUGACGUUGGCAGACAGGAAGUGGAGCGGUAAGGCCCGGUGGACAGAACUCAUCUGGAGGUUAUUAAAGAUCAGAAUCACUGAAACAAUUCACCGCAAACUAAAAUACUCAACCAGUAUUUUAGUUUUUAGUCCAAAUACUCUAAUUUACUUGCAAUAAGACAAAACUAUCGUACUUUUUAGCUCCAUGUAGCAGUUUGUUUUCAGGAAUUAAUCUUGGAACAUUAAUUUUAAAUACAUUUUUUCUCCUCCAGCUAAUUUCUUUACUUAUGUAACUUUUUAAUCAAUAUUAAGGAAUCAUUGACUUAAAACAAACUUCUUGCUGAAGAUUUACUUGUAAGUUGGUUUUGUCUUAUUUCCAGUAUUUUAAGAUAUUUGCACUAGAAACUGAACUAAAAUACUUGGUAAGAUUUUGUGUUUUUGCAGUGUAAUAAUUCCUGCUGUUUUAAUCCUAUUAAAGCUAUAAAAAGCACAUUAUUUAGAAACAGAAAUCAGGAAUAAUAUUUUAGUUUCAGACCAGAUACACUUCAGUCACAUUUUAAUUAUAGACAGAAUAUACAUUUAAUUAUUAUAAUUAAUAAAAUAAAAUAAGACAGAGAGAUUUGUUGCUUGUUCUUAAACAGAGGCAACAUUUAUUUAUUUAAGCUUCAGCCAUAAAAUAAAAACCAGGUAGAAAUUAAAACCACAAACCCGACAUGAACCCAAUAAACCAUGAAAUGUUCAGUUAUAAACUAUAACUGAAUAAAAAUAUGGAAAUUAGCUUCAGGUCUCUUGGAAAUGUCAGAUUUUUCACAGCCAGCCUGAGGCAUAAGCAAAGACUUUUAUAUUCGUUUCUGUUUCUCACUGUGAGAAAGUUUCCUCUGGAUGCUAACCGCUAAGUGUUAGCUUCACAAUAUAACCUAGAUACUAACCGCUAAACAUUAGCUUCACAAUAUAACCUGGAUACUAACCACUAAAAGUUAGCUUCACAAUAUAACCUGGAUGCUAAGAGUUAGCUUCACAAUAUAACCUGGACGCUAAGAGUUAGCUUCACAAUAUAACCUGGACGCUAAGCGUUAGCUUCACAAUAUAACCUGGAUGCUAACCGGAAAACGUUAGCUUCCUAAUAUAACUUGACAGACGCAGCUGAGGCUAUAAACACAAAAUAUGGAAAAGAAAAAAAAAACAUCAACAUAAACUGUUGAUGUUUUAAAAUGUUUGUAGUUUUUAAUUGAAGAUGCUCAAAUUUAAUCAUCAUUCAAACUAAACCUGGAUCUUCUAGCCUUUUUUACUGAUAUUUUAUCAUAUUUACAUUAAAAUUUUAAAAUAAUUUUCAGUUUUCAUGUGAACGUUGUUUAUUAAACCAAAAAGAAAUGAAAAAUAAAACAAACAUUAAAAGAGUUCCAGAUAGAAUCUGAGCUUGAAUGCAGUUUGAUUUUUAUGAAAAUGUUAAAGUUUUAAGAAAAACAAAAUAAAGAGCCAGAGUGUCGUCGUUUGGACAGAAGCUGCUUUAACCUUUAAUAAUGUUUGGUUUUCUGCUGUAUUAAAUAUGAACUGAUGGUAUUAAUGUCAAAACGCUGCAAUAUGCCUUAAGCAGAACACACUGCUGUGUGAACAAAUAUUACGCUAAUGUAACCCAGUGUGUGUUGAACCAGUUAGCCAAGGGUAGUGCAGACACACACACACGCCUACACACACACACACACACACACACACACACACUGUUUGCUGUAAUCUUCACAGUUUUAAUUCAUAAUCAAGUUUAACCUUCACAGCCAAUAUCUGGAUCAAUAAUCUGAUUGAUGAACUGAUGGAUUAAGAUUAUAAUCUCUGAUUUUCUUUUCUAAAUAAGAAAUUAGAAAUGACAAAAGUUAAUUUCAAAAAUUGGAUUUUAUUUCAGUCGUCUGUUCCUGUGCGGAGCGUUGAUAUUACCGCCGUAAUAUUAGCAGAAUAAAAACAAAAAGUUAUUUUUAUGAAAAAAGACUCUGAUAAUUCAACUUAUUAAUUUAAUUCUUUAAAUUAAACUCAGUUUGUCCAAUCGUUUCAAAGUCUGAUAAUUGAUGCUGAUGUUAAAAGUGGGCGACUGUGGCUCUUUGGUAGAGUAGUCGUCUUGCGAUCGCAAGGUUGUAGGUUUGAUUCCAGCUUCCUCCUGCCACAUGUCGAUGUGCCUCUGGGCAAGGCACUUAACCCCAAAUUGCCUACCGAUACACAGAUCGGUGUUUGUGAGUGCGACUGGGUGAAUGUGACUCUAAUGUAAAGAGCUUUGACUGGUCAAAAUGACUCGAAAAGCGCUAUAUAAGUUCAGUCCAUUUACCAUUUUAAAAGACAAAGUAUUUCAGUUAAAAUAUUAAAUAAAAUUUUCUUAAAGCACUUUGUAUUGCGUUGUUGCUGAAAAUGUGCUUCAUAAAUAAAAUUACCUUUACCUUUUAAAAAACACAAAAUUACUUAAGGUGAUUAAGUAAUCACCUUAAGUUAGAUUUUGUGUUUUUACAGUGCACAGCAGCACAUUUCUAUAUGAAAAUAUUGAGCCUAAAAUGAGCCGUUAAAUGAUAAUUUGUUGGUUUGGACAGACAGUGGAGAAGUGGUUUUUCUGCAGCUCUGCUUUGUUUUCCUCAGACAAACAAACUAUGAAGUGGAGUCUGGAGCAUGGCGUGAUGGGCGCAGUCCGCGGCGGGGGCAGCGCGCGGCAGGCGCCAUGUUUACCGUACUGUUCUCCUUUACGGUAAACAUGGCCGCUUUACUGUAAACAUGGCCGCUUUACGGUAAACUGCGUUGCUUUACGGUAAACUGCACCGCUUUGUGCAGAGAUGUGACAUGGAGCUUUUCACUCUGCACUCAGAACCCAUUGUACUUUAACCCCUGUUACACCGGUGCGUCUAAAUAAAGGGUGUCCAAGGUUAUGUGAAGUUCAGUUAUUGUCAGAUUUAUUUCAUACCUGCAGUCAGAUGUUUCAAACAUUUAUUACUGUAAAAUUUCAAGGUUAUGGCUUACAGUUAAUGAAACAAAAAAUAUCAACUAAAGACUGAUUUCUUUAAAAGUCCCUUUUUAUACAGGGACAUAAGAGGCAUGCGAUAAUGUAUUAUCAUCCCUGUGGAUUUCAUUUUUCCUUCCACUUAACUUUCCAGUAACAUUUCGACAGACGGCUUGUUUAGGCUUAAACAAGCUGUUGAGGAUUUCCUCUGCUUAUGGAAAGAAAAACAUGGCCUGACAUCAUUUUUCUGCAAUAAAAAUAUUUUUUUAAUCAUCACCUUAUCAAACUAAUGGCAUAUUCUGAGAAUCUGAAUGUUGAAUAUUUAAGUCAGAAUCAUAAAAAUGCUGUUAAAAAUCGAGAUGUUUCAGUUUUUGAAUUACAUCACUGAAAUAAUAUCACAUUCCGGUUUUAAUUUAUUCAGAUUCAGUUAAAUGGAUAAAAAUUCUGAUCAAAUUCAAGCAGCUGCCUUCAAAAUAAAAGCAUAAAAACAAAAGCAUUAGAGGCUUUGAGUUAAGAUUUUUUAACACCCGACCAACCAUAAAUAUAUUUAUUAAAAUUUAAACAUACAUCACUCAGUUUACACCAUAAUCUGACUUUACAAAAGCAGAUUUAAAAGUCUGAAUUGUACAAAAAGAAUUAAAAUAAUGUUAACAUAAAACCUAGAUAUUGAACUAUUAAUAUAUUACAGUGGAUAAAACAUUUAGCACAACUCAUUUAUAUGAAAUAUAUCUGAUUUAAUUUAUUAACUACCAUAAACAAAAUACUCUAUACAAUAAAACAUAUUAACAGAAACUUCUGGUUUUUAAUUUAACUUUUAAUUAAAGGAGGAAACAAAAACACUUUAUUAAAUUAGAACUGAAAGAUAUAAAAUCUGGUAAAAAGUUUAUUGGUUAAUGAUCUAAAUUAACCACAAAAUUAUCAUAAGAAGAAAAGUUUUUUAAUUAGCACAUUAGCCACUAUUUAAAGUCUUUUUAUAAAUGCAUGAUUUGAUUUUUUCCUUUUUCUGAUUCUGAUGCCACAUUUCCAAACCUCUGAAGGAUUUUUGUGAUUUUAUUUUUAUUUUGUGGUCACAACCAGACGUCUGAUUUGUUUGCUGUACGGAAAGCACAGAAAGGUUGAGUUGAAUUUAUUUUUUAAGUGUUACUGAGUGAAGCUUCCUUCCUGUAAAUAGUAUAUCCUGUCUGUAACAUGAUUUCUACGUCUGAUUCUGUUCAAGUGAAAAUAAAGUUUGUUUUUCUGUUUCAUUAUCCAGACGGUUCCUCUCUGAACUUUAUUUCAUUUUCAGUGUCGAUCAAAAUGGAAAACAGCUCAGAAGAGAAAUCAUAAAAACAACAGGGGAAACUUUAGUUUUAAUCAGAUCCAAGAAACAAAGCAAAGCACUGCUUCAGGGGCGGUCCCGUGGUCAACGGAGCCCGGGGCAGCUUCUGCCCCCCAAAGCCACCCAGCAGGGGGCGGCAACUAUAUUUUCUAUAUUUUAGAUGUGCUCUAUGGAAAAAUCUACAAUGAUCCAGAUUUUAUGUGAUUAAUUUGGAUUUUCCUUCCACAGAAAAUCCAUGAAUGAAUGAAAGCGUUGAUACAGUCGAAGGUUUGAAGUAUAAAACUCGUUUAGCACUCAGAUAACUUGAUCUCUUUUAUAAGGUUUUGUGACUCUAGUGGCCUUUAUUUUAAAGUAGUUCAACAGGAAAGAGGGUAAUGAGAGACAUGUGGCUAAUGUUGCCAGGCCGGGAAUCGAACCUGCGACCACCACCACGAGGACAUAGGGCCUCCAUAAGCGGGUCGGGCUUUGCCCCUGCGCCACCACAGCGCCCCAACUUUAUGUCUUUACCAGGUUUUAGUGCACAGCCGUUUUCCCAUGUUCUGAUGCUGCCCUGGGCAACCGCCCAGACGUCCUACAUCAAAAUCCAGGUCAGUCCAGAUAUUCAGAUAUUCAGGAAGUUGAGGAACCAAACAGGAAGAGGAAGUUAAACCAGACAAUGCUGCGGUCCAAACCAAAAUAAUCAGAUUACACAAAAAUAUGAAAACGGCAGCAACUUUUAAACCAUGACACAAAAAUUAGAGACGCAUCUGAAUUUAAUGAAAAAAUAGAUUAAACAUCUCAACUUUUUUUAAAAUAUACUUAAUAAAUUUAAAAUGUUUGAAGUUUCUUUGACUCUGCUCCUCAUCAGUUUUCAGAUGAUGAUGUCAUGAUGAUGUCACCGUUUCUGUGGCGCUGACUGAAUCGUCAGGGAGGUAGAAACCGCAGAGGAUUAUCUUAAAUGUGAAACUGGCGCAGUGACGUUUAAAUAAACAGUUUUUUAUGUUAAACGACGAUGUCGAAGUUUUCCUGCAGCUCUGAAGGUAAACGGCAGCCAUGUUGGUAGUCUGCAGGUUGAUUUCAGUCUGAAAGUCUCACUGCAAAAACAAAAUCUAAACAUUUUUGACUAGUUUAUAGAGCAAAUAUCUAAUUAACUUACAGGAAACGUUUCAUACAGCAGCUUGUUUUAGGUAAAAAAUUCAUUAAUGCUGAUUUUUAAAAACUUCUAGCUCCACUGUCAAGUAUGGUGGAGGAUCCAUGAUGCUGCGGGCUGCCUAGGGAACCGGCCAGGUUUAUUUUCUCCACUGAAUUAAAAUGUUUCCCAUGAAAAUGUUGGAGUUUGAUACAAAGCAGCAGAACUAAAACAGUAACAACUUUGCGGUUUUUAUUAGAAUGUCUGGCAGAAAUUAUUAAUCAGCCAUGUUUCAAAAUCAACAACUAAAAACAACAAGCAGCAAAGAUCUGCUUUUCUAAAGAAAUGGAAAUUAUUCCCAAACUUUUCUGUAAGUUAAAAUAAUCCAAACCGGGAGUUUACUCUCUGAGACGUCGCUUUAAUUCACUCAUUUAUCAGCAAGAAGCUCAGAAGAAAGAAAUUAUAGAUAUGUACGUUUAUCAUAACAAGCAGAAAGGUCAAGGGUCAGGGUCAGAUCAGGGUCAAGGGUCAAGGAUCGAUAUGAAUCUGCGCAGAUU
Molecule: messenger RNA, 6956 nt
Organism: Xiphophorus couchianus (Monterrey platyfish)
Lineage: Eukaryota; Metazoa; Chordata; Actinopteri; Cyprinodontiformes; Poeciliidae
Gene: tmem74b
Product: transmembrane protein 74B
Exons: 3
Coding region: 199-948 (249 amino acids)
Source: RefSeq, a predicted model, not a curated record